Protobothrops mucrosquamatus (brown spotted pit viper) is the source of this 3447-nucleotide messenger RNA. RefSeq names its product ATP-binding cassette sub-family C member 9-like. The annotation marks the transcript as partial. Lineage: Eukaryota; Metazoa; Chordata; Lepidosauria; Squamata; Viperidae. Gene Ontology annotation, biological process: transmembrane transport. The record is from RefSeq and is a predicted model, not a curated record. The transcript has 32 exons. Gene Ontology annotation, molecular function: ABC-type transporter activity; ATP hydrolysis activity; ATP binding. Gene Ontology annotation, cellular component: membrane.
GCAAUGAUCUAUAACAAAAUCCUGAAGCUUUCCACAUCUAACUUGUCCAUGGGAGAGAUGACAUUGGGACAAAUCAAUAACCUGGUUGCCAUAGAAACAAACCAACUCAUGUGGUUCUUGUUCCUGUGUCCCAACUUGUGGGCUAUGCCCGUUCAGAUUAUUAUGGGAGUGAUCCUGCUCUAUCAUUUACUGGGAAUGAGUGCGGUGGUGGGAGCCGCUGUGAUCUUACUCCUGGCUCCCAUUCAAUAUUUCAUCGCAACCAAGUUGGCCGAGGCUCAAAAAAGUACUCUUGUAAGUUAUUCUUGUUUCAUUCUAUUUGUGUUUGAAUAUGAGCUGUCAAAAGUUGUUCUUCUUGAACCAGAGCACAUAGGUCACUGAAGUUUGUCUUACUCUCAAAAGAAAGAUAUUCUCCAUUCAAACUGUUUCUCCUUAUAUACAAACUGUAAUAUUUCCAUUUUUAUGAAUGCAGCUAUACCUAUUGCAGCUGUUCUCGCGACUUUUGUGACCUACACGUAUGCUGAAGAUAAACAGCUGACUACAGCCCAGGCUUUUGCCUCUCUCGCGCUGUUUCACAUCCUGGUGACCCCUUUGUUCCUGCUGUCCACUGUUGUUAGAUUUGCUGUCAAGGCCAUCAUAAGCGUGCAAAAAUUAAAUGAAUUUCUCUUAAGUGAUGAGAUUGGAGAGGACAGCUGGAGAAAUGGAGAGAACCCAUUGGCAUAUGAAUCGUGUAAGAAGCACACGGGACUACAUCCCAAAGCCAUCAAUCGGAAACAGCCCUUGAGACACCAGCUGGAUGCCUAUGAUCAACCGCAAAGGAUAUCAGCUCAACAUCUAAACUUCGAUGAAUGUGCUAUCAAGGUAACCAACGGAUACUUUUCCUGGGGAAGUGGGCUCGCCACAUUAUCCGGUAUUGAUAUCCGAAUCCCAACAGGCCAGAUGACUAUGAUCGUAGGACAAGUUGGCUGUGGCAAAUCUUCUCUCCUUCUUGCUAUCCUCGGUGAGAUGCAAACCCUGGAAGGGAAAGUUCAUUGGAACCGCAUACAUGAAUUUGAGCCUUCUGUUGAAGCAAGCUGGAGGAAUCGGUUUUCGGUGGCUUACGCAGCUCAGAAGCCUUGGCUCUUGAAUGCAACGGUUGAAGAAAACAUUACCUUUGGGAGUCCUUUUAAUAAACAGAGAUACAAAGCAGUCACUGAUGCCUGUUCCCUACAACCUGACAUUGAUCUGUUGCCCUUUGGAGAUCAGACAGAAAUUGGAGAAAGGGGAAUUAAUUUGAGCGGAGGUCAACGGCAACGCAUCUGUGUCGCUCGAGCGCUCUACCAAAACACCAGCAUCGUCUUCCUGGAUGACCCAUUUUCUGCCUUGGACAUUCACCUCAGUGACCACUUAAUGCAAGAAGGCAUUGUGAAGUUCCUGAAAGAUGACAAGAGGACACUCGUCUUAGUGACUCAUAAACUGCAGUAUCUUCCACAUGCUGACUGGAUCAUUGCCAUGAAAGAUGGCACUGUUCUCAGAGAAGGGACCCUGAAGGACAUCCAAACUAAAGACGUGGAGCUGUACGACCACUGGAAAACUCUCAUGAAUCGUCAAGACCAGGAACUGGAAAAGGAUAUGGACGCUGAUCAAACUACUCUAGAAAGGAAAACUCUCCGAAGAGCCAUGUACCCAAGAGAAUCAAAAACACAGCUGGAGGAUGAGGAUGAAGAGGAAGAGGAGGAAGAGGAAGAAGAUGACAGCAUAUCUGCUGCAAUGCCACUCAGGAUGAAGAUGCCCUGGAAGACUUGUUGGCUCUAUCUCACUUCGGGUGGUUUUCUUCUGCUCUCCUUGAUGAUCUUCUCCAAACUCUUGAAACACUCGGUCAUGGUUGCUAUUGACUUUUGGCUGGCUCAGUGGACAUCUGCGAAUCAGACCCAAACGCUUUGCUCCAAAAAGACAUGCCACGUUGCAGUGUUCAGCAUUCUCAGUGGGGCAGGCAUUGUUCUCUGCCUUGUCACGUCUUUGACCGUUGAAUGGAUGGGCCUUGCGGCUGCUAAGAACCUUUAUCAUGAUCUCCUCAACAAGAUCAUCCUCGGACCCAUCAGAUUUUUCGAUACGACACCUUUGGGGCUAAUUCUGAACCGUUUUUCUGCUGAUACAAAUAUUAUUGAUCAGCACAUUCCACCAACUGUGGAAUCCCUCUCCCGUUCAACAUUACUCUGCCUUUCUGCUGUCGGGAUGAUUUCAUAUGCCACCUCCUACUUCCUACUUGCUCUCCUGCCUCUUGGAGUAGCGUUUUAUUUCAUCCAGAAAUACUUCAGGGUUGCAUCCAAGGAUCUCCAGGAACUUGAUGAUAGUACCCAGUUGCCUCUACUUUGCCACUUUUCCGAGACUGCAGAAGGCCUCACGACCAUCAGAGCAUUCAGGCAUGAGCCCAGAUUUAAACAGCGAAUGCUGGAACUGACGGACACCAACAACAUUGCAUAUUUAUUCCUCUCUGCUGCCAACAGAUGGCUGGAGGUUAGGACGAUCACCAACUAUCUGAACUGGGUCGUGCGAAAUCUGGCUGAUAUGGAAGUGCAAAUGGGGGCCGUGAAGAAAGUGAACAGCUUUCUCAACAUGGAGUCCGAGAAUUAUGAAGGCACCAUAGAUAGCUCUCAAGUGCCCAAAGACUGGCCCCAAGAAGGUGAAAUCAAGAUCGAAAACCUGUGCGUCCGCUAUGAGAAUAACCUGAAGCCGGUUCUCAAGCACAUUAAAGCGUACAUCAAACCAGGACAAAAGGUUGGGAUUUGCGGUCGCACCGGCAGUGGGAAAUCUUCCCUUUCGUUGGCUUUCUUCAGAAUGGUAGACAUAUUUGAUGGGAGGAUUAUCAUUGAUGGCAUUGACAUUACAAAGCUGCCUCUCGAUCUGCUGCGUUCCAGGCUCUCCAUAAUCCUCCAGGAUCCUAUCUUGUUCAGUGGUUCGAUUCGUUUUAAUCUGGAUCCAGAGUGCAAAUGUACAGAUGAUACCCUUUGGGAAGCUUUGGAGAUUGCUCAGUUGAAGAACAUGGUCAAGGCCCUGCCUGGUGGACUAGAUGCUGUUGUAACUGAAGGUGGUGAGAACUUCAGCGUUGGCCAGAGACAGCUCUUCUGUCUGGCCCGGGCUUUUGUACGUAAGAGCAGUAUCCUCAUUAUGGAUGAAGCCACCGCUUCCAUUGAUAUGGCCACAGAAAACAUUCUACAAAAAGUUGUAAUGACCGCCUUUGCAGACCGCACAGUGGUAACAAUUGCUCACCGAGUCUCCAGCAUCCUGGAUGCCCAUCUUGUCUUAGUCCUUUCGGAUGGGGUGGUUGUUGAGUGUGACUCAGCUGCCAAUCUGCUCCUCGAGGCGGAUGGCCUCUUCACCACUUUGGUGAAGACCAACAAAUAGUUGCUCCGGCUCAGGAUUCCUGCACGAUUUCUGGCUUUCUGCAUCGAGUCCACACCAUCCUAACUG